Molecule: messenger RNA, 777 nt
Organism: Triticum dicoccoides
Lineage: Eukaryota; Viridiplantae; Streptophyta; Magnoliopsida; Poales; Poaceae
Product: protein LIFEGUARD 2-like
Exons: 5
Coding region: 1-777 (258 amino acids)
Cellular component (GO): membrane
Source: RefSeq, a predicted model, not a curated record
AUGUGCGGGCGCCAGAAGGGCGGCGACAUCGAGGCGGGGACCUCCGGUGGCACUGCUGGCACCGCGGUGCCGGCGCCGGCGCAGGUGCUGUACCCCGGCAUGGCGGAGAGCCCUGCGUUGUGCUGGGCGCUCAUCCGGAAGAUCUACGUCAUCCUCUCCCUGCAGCUUCUCCUCACUGCCGUCAUCACGGCCGUCGUCGUCAAGGUCCCCGCCAUCCCCCACUUCUUCGUCUCCUCCUACGCCGGCCUCGGGCUCUACAUCUUCAUCCCCAUCCUCCCCAUCAUCGUGCUGUGCCCGUUGUACUUCUACAGCCAGACGCACCCAGUCAACCUGCUGCUGCUCGGCGUCUUCACAGUGGCCAUCAGCUUCGCUGUGGGCAUGACAUGUGCCUUCACUAGUGGCAAGGUCAUUUUGGAAGCUGCGAUUCUUACCACGGUGGUUGUCUUCAGCCUCAUUGCUUACACCUUCUGGGCUGCAAGGAGGGGCAAGGACUUCAGCUUCCUUGGCCCUUUCCUAUUUGCUUCUCUCAUCAUGCUGCUCGUCUUUGGGUUCAUUCAGCCUCAUCUUUCUAUACUCUUCCCGCCGGGCAAGCUGUCUCACAUGAUCUAUGGCGCGCUGGCGUCACUCGUCUUCAGUGGCUACAUUGUCUAUGACACGGACAACAUCAUCAAGCGUUACACGUAUGACGAGUAUAUCUGGGCUGCCGUAUCGCUCUACCUUGACAUCAUCAAUCUGUUCAUGGCACUGCUGAACCUGUUUAGCGCGGGUGACAGCUAA